Messenger RNA from Nerophis ophidion (straightnose pipefish), 1004 nucleotides. RefSeq lists its product as uncharacterized. NCBI's taxonomy places the organism in Eukaryota, Metazoa, Chordata, Actinopteri, Syngnathiformes, Syngnathidae. The record is from RefSeq and is a predicted model, not a curated record. The transcript has 5 exons. Bases 38 to 712 code for a protein of 224 amino acids.
CAUUUGGUUUGAUGUGUUUCGAGUCAAGAUUCUUAAGAUGCUGUCUACAUGGUCUGAUGUUCACUUGGUCAAACGAGAGGAGAAAAUGUGGAUCGUGCUUCAUCUGCUGCUCCUGUUCCAAAGUGGAGCAUGUACAGGCGCUUACACCUUUUCCACUCAGACUCUCGGACCUGGACAAAAUGUCAGUCUGAUAUGCCCCCACGAGAAAACUCUGGAUGUUGAAUACUUAUUUUGGAUCCGACUGAUUUCUGGAAACACUCCUGAAAUUCUAGCCGCAAAGCCAUCUUUAGACGCAGGACCUGGUUCUGUUGAACCCGAGACAUUGAUCCAACGGCCGCGCUUCACGGCCAGAAAAGAAACAGGAACUUUUGUUCUGGAAAUGAGUGAUCUACAGAAAAGUGACAGGGCUUCCUACUUCUGCUUGAAAGUGAACAGAACUAACAUGACCUUUUUAAAUGCAACAUUUCUUCAUAUCACAGGAUUAGGACAAAAAAGUGGUUUUGCCACAAAGCUGGUCUACAAAGACUCGAUGAAACGUCCAGUCGUGUCCAGCAGAGAGACGAGGACUCUUUGGUUUAUGCCGUGCCGACCAUCGUCAGCAGGAAAGCCGGCAAAACGAGGCAGACAAAUACCAGGGCAGCACAGGAAUCCAGCACGUACGCCGACGUCCAUCUUUGUGACUCAGUUCUCACGAUGCAAAAUUAAAAAGUGAUCUGACACUGCAAAGGGACUCUGGAAAUUCUCGUAGGUUAAAUGUUGCACUAAGCUGCAUUCGCACGUGUGGUUCGGUGCUCUGGUCUGGAACCAACAAUCCCAAAAAAUAUCCUGCAGUUUUCUUGGAGUUCAGUUUUUGACAUUGUGGCUGUGCAGUGAAGUACAUAUGCAUAAAGUACAGAUUUGAACAAAAAUAUGGUUAAUUCUAUCUUUGUCCCCUGUGUUUACUUCCAACAUUACUGUGCAACAUGCAUGUGUAUAUAUAUAUAUAUAUAUAUAUAUAUAUAGAU